AAAAAAAAAAACCAACACUAUCCGCAGAAUCUUCACGAUACAGUCUUACGCCGUUCGAUUUCUUCCUCCGUCAGGCGCCGAACUUCGUUGUAUAUCUCGGAAUUUAGCAAAUUCGUGGUGAAAUAUGCAGAUUCUGCACAUCCCUUGCUUGGAAGACAACUAUUCCUACAUGAUUAUUGAUGAGGCAACGAAAGAUGCAGCAGUGGUGGAUCCCGUGGAGCCGCACAAGAUUCUUAGUGUAGCUCAGGAAAAUGGGGCUAAUCUUAAGCUCGUCCUCACCACUCAUCACCACUGGGAUCAUGCUGGUGGCAAUGAAAAGAUCAAGCAACUAAUCCCAGAGAUCAAGAUUUACGGUGGUGCUGUUGACAACGUAAAAGGGUGCACCGAAAAAGUUGAAAAUGGCGAUAGGUUCUCUCUCGGGGCCGAUAUCAACAUACUAUCCCUACAUACACCAUGCCACACCAAGGGCCACAUAUGCUACUAUGUCACUGCGAAAGAAGGAGAUGAUCCUGCUGUCUUUACUGGAGACACCUUGUUUGUUGCUGGCUGUGGGAGGUUUUUCGAAGGCACUGCAGAGAACAUGUAUCAAUCACUAUGUGUUACUCUUGGUUCUUUGCCAAAGCCAACCCGAGUAUAUUGUGGUCAUGAGUAUACGGUGAAGAACCUACAAUUUGCUUUAACGGUGGAACCAGACAAUGGGAAGAUAUCUCAAAAGUUAGCAUGGGCUGAACAGAAACGAAAAUCCGACCUUCCCACAAUUCCAUCCACCAUUGAUGAAGAACUGGAGACUAACCCAUUCAUGCGUGUUGAUCUUCCUGAGCUUCAGGAGAAGGUCGGCUGCAAGUCCCCGGUUGAAGCCAUGAAGGAAAUACGACAACGAAAGGAUAACUGGAGAGGAUGAUGAACUCAUUCGACGCACUUCACGACACUGAAUGUAUCACCAGCUCUUAGAGAAUUCCAUACUUAUAAUAGCUUUUAACAAUUCCCAUAUAAUGUUGCAUUUGGAGGUGUUGCUUAAGAGUUUUAAUAUGUUUGGUUGGUUUAUAAAUCAUACUACACUACUUUGUAGUCUUUAAUCUUUAAUAUAUCAUAAAAAUGCUUUCAAUGGCUA
Messenger RNA from Andrographis paniculata, 1111 nucleotides. Its product is annotated as hydroxyacylglutathione hydrolase cytoplasmic. The record is from RefSeq and is a predicted model, not a curated record. Gene Ontology annotation, molecular function: hydroxyacylglutathione hydrolase activity. Bases 125 to 901 code for a protein of 258 amino acids. The transcript is spliced from 7 exons. NCBI's taxonomy places the organism in Eukaryota, Viridiplantae, Streptophyta, Magnoliopsida, Lamiales, Acanthaceae.